Phragmites australis (common reed) is the source of this 2829-nucleotide messenger RNA. RefSeq lists its product as uncharacterized. The record is from RefSeq and is a predicted model, not a curated record. NCBI's taxonomy places the organism in Eukaryota, Viridiplantae, Streptophyta, Magnoliopsida, Poales, Poaceae. The transcript has 9 exons. Bases 536 to 2431 code for a protein of 631 amino acids.
CUGACCAUUCUCGCAUCCGACCGAAUCCAAACCACAGCCCCAGCCCCGGGGAAGGAAAUUUUCCUUCCCAGCCCCAGCCCCGGGCGCCGGGCCUCCCUUCCAUUCCAUUCCCCGUCCGUGCGGCGCCGUGGCCUUACCUUCGCCGCUCGUCGGCCGCCUCCGCCUCCACCGUUUGUUCGGAUCGUUCGGGAAUUUGUAAUCCCCCCCCCCCCCCUCUCUCUCUGUGCGCGCGUGCGUGAUGAUGGUGGAGUGAGAAGAGAGGCUUGCUCGUCUGCGACUGGACCACGGAAGCGAGGGAUGCAUGUUCUUAUAAGAGUACUCUUCUUAUAAUUACGAUCAUUUACCUGCCUUGGUGAAUGUGAUGUGGUGUGUUUCGUAGGUUUUGCCCAGUUGUCUUCAAUUCUAUCCUAGGGUGGGUAGUGUGACGAGCAAAUCAGGAAGGUGCUUGACUGCUUGUUCUGUUGGCGUGCCAUCUGGUGUAUUGCUCUGUCGAACCUAGUCUUGUGCUCGGAUUCUGUGUUAUUAUUUUCUUUGUAUGGUCCACUGCUUCGGAGCCCCUACCCCUUCAUUAUUUCUGAUAGCCAAUCUGAUGGGGUAUGAGGAGAGCAAAAAACAUCUCCUCAGACUUAGUUACCAGGAGCUCCAAUCUUUGUGCAAAAGGUAUAAACUCCCCGCAAACAAGACUCACACUCAGCUAGCAAGCUCGCUCGCCUUGCUGCUUGAGGCAUCUCUUGCUACCUCUUCUACCCUGUUAACAAGUGUCAAAGAAGCAUCCACAUGCAGCCAGAUUAACCAUAAAAGAAGCCCAUGUAGUGGCAGAGAUGAUGAUAGGCCACUUGUGCAUGCAAAACAUAAAAAAGGACCUCAAACAGCAGUUGAUGAAACAUCGAAAAGGGGGAUUGAUACCAGUACUAGUAUAUCUCCAGUUUCUAUCAACUAUGGAAGACCAUACUGUCAUGGUCGUUCAUCUUCUGAACCAGGGAAUGCUCAUAAUAUACAAUCUCAAAGUGCUGAUGGUAUUGCAAAUAAGUCAACAAAUCCAGAACUUGCUAAUGAACAUCAUGGUCCACCUGCUAACAUUAUUGAUCAAACUUCAGCCCCUAUUAUCCAUAAAUGUCCUGUAAAUGAUAAUGGUCUGGUCUCCACUCCUCUCAGAAAUACAGAAGAUGCCAUAGAUAAGGGUUCUGGAACAUCUGAUAUGAUAUCAGAAAAUGCUACUCCUGUUCAAUUUUUUGUAAUGUCAGAUGAGGGUAUCAACCUUGUUGUUGAUCUGGACUCCACUCCCUCAACUUGGGCCAAGAACAUCAAGGCAGAAGUGUGCAUUCCCCCUCAUUGUGAACCUGGGAAUUCCUCCAGCUUUAUUAGCAGCUUGGUAAGUAAGGAUAAUCAUAUCACUAUCUCGCCAUCUGGGGAUAUCAUUGUAGACAUACAAAGCAAGGGAGCUGAGAGCAUCGCUCCUUCCACUAACUCAUCACUUGGUUUAGACGUUGGUGAUAAUUCUCGCUCAGAGCCUUAUCUAGCUGAUACAACAACUGUAAACUCAGUGUCAUCUGCAUCCACAUUGCCUAGUACUUCAAUUGUACUUUAUGGAUAUCAGGAGGGAGCUCCAGUGGUAUCUUCACCAUGUUUAACAGCUGACAUUCAGAACAAUAUGACAUCUGAUAUGAUAGCUGGUGCUUUGGAUAAUGAAGUGGUUCCUCCAGAAUCUGCUGUUGUCUUCAUGCGGUCCGAAAGAAUCACUGCAUCCCUGGUUGAUGCUUCUGUACAACCAACUGGACAUAAAGACACGAUGAGUCCCGGAAAAACCAAAGUUUCUGGCAAGAUUGGUUGUACUAAAAAUGUUUCAGUUGCUGAUACUGACAGUCUUUCUGCCUUUUCCUCGGGGGAUGUCAUUAGAAGUGCCUCCAAUGAGGACUCCUGUCCAAAAUCUGAUGGAAAACAAACUGUAGAUAUUCCUGGAGGAGCUCAACUUGCUCACUAUGGUGAUACUCAUGAAGUCCGAAUGGAACCAAUGGAGGCAGCAGCAUUGAAAAAGGAUACAGGUGUUGGUGACAGGUUGUCAAUUUCUUGUCAAUUAGCCAGGCAGACGGUAGCAAAAGUGCCAGUUGCAGAUGCCCAAUCAGAUGCUAGUUUGGCGGAUUAUUGUAUUGCCAGGAAUUUUGACCUCACAAACCCAACAUCACCAUCUGCUGCUUCGGACAAUGCUAUUGACCCCCUGACUUCAAAGCGCGGUGCAGAGUCAGCCCAAAGUCAUGACUCUGCUGACAAAAAUAGAGUGUGUGAUCCUGAGGAGCUUGAGUUAGAGGGUAAGACGCCACCAGCAUAUGGUGAGCCUCCCAGAAAUAUAGUACUUAGCUUAAGAAGUGCUUCUGCUAGACAGACCAAGCCUUCUACAUUACGGAGACGGUCAGCAAGGCUUGUUCCAAAGUAACCACUCUAAAUGAUACAGAUGCGGCCCAUUGCGAGCGGAGCUUAACUACCGUCUUAGUCAGAUUCCAUGAGGCUGAAUGGGCAGAAUACAGUUGUUAGCCAAUUGAGUAGCUUGGUUUCAAACUUGUCUGUUCGGGUUAAUUCUUUCUUCCUAGCCAAUUGAGUAGCUUGGUUUCCAGAGCUUAGCACUGCCAGAUGUUUUUUCCUCCUGUUCUACAACAUCUGUUAUAGUUGAUGUAAUGUCUAGUUUUCAUACACCAGUGUACAAACGAGGCAUAAUUUUACAGAAAUUCUGUACUGUCACAGCUGUUGGUUUGCAACUUUCCCUGGAUGAUGUCGUAUGUUUUACGUCAGUGCAAUGUAACUAUUCGUGCAGGAGUAAGCUUGUCUUGCCUGGUA